Coregonus clupeaformis (lake whitefish) is the source of this 646-nucleotide messenger RNA. Its product is annotated as high mobility group nucleosome-binding domain-containing protein 5. NCBI's taxonomy places the organism in Eukaryota, Metazoa, Chordata, Actinopteri, Salmoniformes, Salmonidae. The record is from RefSeq and is a predicted model, not a curated record. Bases 67 to 516 code for a protein of 149 amino acids. The transcript has 13 exons.
ACAAAAACACAAUACCCAGUUUGGACUGACACUAUAGCACCUUCUACAACCAACCACGGAGCCAAGAUGAGAGUCGGAGUGCCCAUAUUCCUCUUUCUGGCUGCAGCAGGAUUCCAUACUGCUCUGGCUGCAUCCUUGGAAUCGGCAGAAAAAGAGGACACAUUUGGUGAGGAAGUGGGGCUGGAGCAGCUAAGUGACCUGCAAAAGAGAGAUCAGGAGGAGUUUGAAGCAGCUCAAAUGAGUGAGGAUGCACAGAGUGAGGAUGUACACUACUUGGAGGCUGUUCAAGAUCAACAUACUGAGGAGAAGAAUGACACUCAUGAGGAGGACAUGGCAGACAGAGACAGAGACAGAAACGUUGAGACAGACCAACAUGAGUCUGAGUCUGAUGAGAAUGUAGAUGGUAUGAGGCACAAGCGAGAACACCUUGAAGCCAACGUUGAAGAAGCAGAUGAAAUGGCAAAUGUAGAUGAGCUCAUUGAGGACAAAGCCAGAGACGAAGCUGAGGUAGAGUGAGUCUGCAGGAGGCAUCAUGUGAGGAGGCGGAGCCUGCAGACCUACCACCAUCUUCCAUUAGAGAACCUGAAGAACAUUGUGCAGCGGAACAGUUUACUGUCAAUAAAGAGAAACAUCUCUCACCAUUCUA